This is a messenger RNA of Myotis myotis, 2607 nucleotides long. RefSeq names its product toll like receptor 6 (gene TLR6). The transcript is spliced from 2 exons. Bases 186 to 2576 code for a protein of 796 amino acids. Lineage: Eukaryota; Metazoa; Chordata; Mammalia; Chiroptera; Vespertilionidae. Gene Ontology annotation, biological process: immune response; cellular response to diacyl bacterial lipopeptide; toll-like receptor signaling pathway. Gene Ontology annotation, cellular component: membrane; Toll-like receptor 2-Toll-like receptor 6 protein complex. The record is from RefSeq and is a predicted model, not a curated record. Gene Ontology annotation, molecular function: Toll-like receptor 2 binding; lipopeptide binding; transmembrane signaling receptor activity.
CAGAUGGCACAAUACUGUAGUUACAGUACUGCUUUACUUAAACUAAGAACUUCCACUUUGUCAAGCACUUAUUUUUCCGCCUUUAGACGUUGUUUUCUUCUGAGAAAGAAAUCUGGGAUUUGGAUGCAUAUCAAGAUGCUCUGAAGAACAGUGACAGCCCUUCGGGGGAUAGCCGCUUCAACACCAUGACCAAGGACAAAGAACCCAUUGUCAGGAGCUUUCAUUUUGUUUGCAUGAUAACCUUAAUAUUUGGAACCAUAAUCCAGUUCUCUGCUGAAAGUGAAUUUGCAGUAAAUGAGUCAAACAAAGGCCUUACUCAUGUUCCAAAAGGCCUGCCACCCAAAACCAUAGUCUUAGAUAUGUCUCAAAACUACAUAUCUGAGCUUCACCUCUCUGACAUCAGCUUUCUUUCGGGACUCAGAGUUCUGAGGCUUUCCCAUAAUAGACUCCAGUACCUUGAUAUUAGUAUUUUCAAGUUCAACCAGGAUUUGGAAUACUUGGAUUUAUCGCACAAUCAGUUGCAGAAGAUAUCCUGCCAUGCUGUCACCAGUCUCAAGCAUUUAGACCUCUCAUUCAAUGACUUCGAUGCCCUGCCCAUCUGUGAGGAAUUUGGCAACUUGACUCAACUGAAUUUCUUGGGAUUAAGUGCUAAACAUUUACAACAAUCAGAUCUGCUACCAGUUGCUCACUUGCAUCUAAGUGGCAUCCUUCUGGAGUUGGAAGGUUAUUAUGUGAAAGAACAUGAGACAGAAAGUCUUCAAAUUCUGAAUACAAAAACACUUCACCUCAUUUUUCAUCCAAAUAAUUUCUUCUCUGUACAAGCAAACAUAUCAGUUAGUAAUGUAGGGUGUUUACAACUGAGUAAUAUUAGACUGAAGGAUGAGAACUGUCACAUUUUAAUUACAUUUUUAUCAGAACUAACUAGAGGUCCAAACUUAUUAAAUAUUACCUUCAACCAUGUGGAAACAACUUGGAAAUGUUUGGUUAGAGUUUUUCAAUUCCUUUGGCCCAAACCUGUAGAAUAUCUCAAUAUUUACAAUGCAACAAUAGUUGAAAAGAUUGAUAAAGAAGAUUUUACGUAUUCUGAAACAUCACUGAAAGCGUUGAAAAUUGAACAUAUUACAAACAAAGUUUUUCUUUUUUCACAGACAGUAUUAUACACUGUGCUUUCUGAGAUGAACAUUAUGAUGUUAACCAUAUCAGACACACCUUUUAUACACAUGCUUUGUCCUCAAGCACCAAGCACAUUUAAGUUUUUAAACUUUACCCAGAAUGUUUUCACAGAUAGUAUUUUCCAAGAAUGCUCCACUUUAGUUAGAUUGGAGACACUUAUCUUACAAAAGAAUGAAUUAAAAGACCUUUUCAAAGUAGGUCUCAUGACUAAGGAUAUGCCGUCUUUGGAAAUGCUGGAUGUGAGCUGGAAUUCUUUGGAAUAUGAUGGACGUGACAGAAAUUGCACUUGGGCUGAGAGAAUAGAGGUGUUAAAUUUAUCUUCAAAUAUACUCACUGACUCUGUUUUCAGAUGUUUACCUCCCAGACUCAGGGUUCUUGAUCUUCACAGUAAUAGAAUAACAAGUAUCCCUGAAAAUGUCAUCCAUCUGGAAGCUUUACAAGAACUCAAUGUUGCUUCCAAUUCUUUAGCCCACCUUCCUGGAUGUGAUUCCUUCAGCAGCCUCUCUGUACUGAUCAUUGACUAUAAUUCAGUUUCCAACCCAUCAGCUCAUUUCUUCCAGAGCUGCCAGAAGAUUAGGUCCAUAAACGCAGGAAACAAUCCAUUCCAAUGUACAUGUGAGCUCAGAGAAUUUAUCCGAAGUAUAGGCCAAGUUUCCAGUGAAGUGGUAGAGGGUUGGCCUGACUCUUAUAAGUGUGACUAUCCAGAAAGCUAUAAGGGAACCCUACUAAAGGACUUUCAUGUGUCUCCAUUAUCCUGCAACACAGCUCUGCUGAUUGCCACCAUUGGGGUCACUGGGCUGGUGUUGGCUGUCGCUGUGACUGUCCUCUGUGUCUAUUUCGAUCUGCCCUGGUAUCUCAGGAUGGUGUGUCAGUGGACCCAGACCCGACACAGGGCCAGGAACACAUCUUUACACAAACUCCAAAGAGCUCUUCAGUUCCAUGCCUUUAUUUCGUACAGUGAACACGAUUCUGCCUGGGUGAAGAAUGAAUUACUACCAAACCUAGAAAAAGAAGAUAUACGGAUUUGUCUGCAUGAGAGAAACUUUGUUCCUGGCAAGAGCAUUGUGGAAAAUAUCAUAAACUGUAUUGAGAAAAGUUACAAGUCCAUCUUUGUUUUGUCUCCCAACUUUGUUCAGAGCGAGUGGUGCCAUUAUGAACUCUACUUUGCCCACCACAAUCUCUUUCAUGAAGGAUCUAAUAACUUAAUUCUGAUCUUGCUGGACCCCAUUCCACAGAACAGCAUUCCCAGCAAGUAUCACAAGCUGAAGGCCCUCAUGGCACAACGAACUUAUUUGGAAUGGCCGAAGGAGAAGAGCAAACAUGGACUUUUUUGGGCUAACAUCAGAGCUGCUUUUAAUGUGAAAUUAACACUAACCACUGAAAACAAUGACGUGAAAACUUAAAAAAAAAAAAAAAAGGCCAGGAAACCUAACU